Colletotrichum truncatum is the source of this 1317-nucleotide messenger RNA. Its product is annotated as ferrochelatase precursor. Gene Ontology annotation, molecular function: protoporphyrin ferrochelatase activity. Gene Ontology annotation, cellular component: mitochondrion. The record is from RefSeq and is a predicted model, not a curated record. Lineage: Eukaryota; Fungi; Ascomycota; Sordariomycetes; Glomerellales; Glomerellaceae. Gene Ontology annotation, biological process: heme biosynthetic process.
AUGGCACUCAAAUACUCAACGGGACAGCUCUCAAAGAGCUUGUCCAAGGCGACGUCCUCGGCCCGCCAUGGUGCCUCUCCUCUGGCACUCGCUCUACCGAAGCUACCGACGCCUCAAUUGAGGUCUAUGGCGACUGUUCCACCUGUCACCCAGAACUCCGUCGGAUCCAAGGGCCCUACAGCAAUGGUAUUCCUCAAUAUGGGCGGGCCUUCAACAACUGAUGAAGUGGGCGAUUUUCUGAGCCGACUAUUUGCAGAUGGUGACUUGAUUCCCCUUGGACGUUACCAGAACUACCUUGGCCCUUUUAUUUCGAAACGACGAACCCCCAAGAUCCAGAAGCAAUAUGCAGAAAUCGGUGGCGGCUCGCCCAUUCGCAAGUGGUCUGAGUACCAGAAUGCCGAAAUGUGCAAAAUUCUUGACGAGAUCUCCCCCGAGACGGCGCCGCACAAGCCUUAUGUCGCAUUCCGAUAUGCGGAUCCCUUGACCGAGGAGAUGUACAACAAGCUGCUGGAGGAUGGAUUCGGAAACGGAAAGGGCGGAAGAGCUGUUGCAUUCACUCAAUAUCCCCAAUACUCGUGCUCGACCACGGGAAGCAGUAUCAAUGAACUGUGGAAGUGGCGACAACGUCUUGAGGGCAAGGCGGCAAAGGAUGCCACGCCAGGUGACGGCACUAUUUCUUGGAGUGUGAUUGAUCGAUGGCCAGUUCACCCUGGUCUAGUCGAGGCCUUUGCACAGAACAUCGAGGCCAAGCUUCUGGAGUACCCCGAGGAGAGACGGAAGGAUGUUGUUCUUCUUUUCUCCGCUCACAGCUUGCCUAUGUCAGUGGUGAACAGAGGCGAUCCUUACCCUGCCGAAGUUGCCGCCACUGUCUACGCCGUCAUGCAGCGCCUCAAGUUCUCCAACCCUUACCGCCUAUGCUGGCAAUCUCAGGUUGGCCCUUCUGCGUGGCUCGGCCCCCAAACCUCUGACUCUGUCGAAAACUACAUCCACAAGGGUCAGAAGGACCUGGUCCUCAUCCCUAUCGCAUUCACUUCAGACCACAUUGAGACUUUGUACGAGCUGGAUUUGGAAGUUAUCGGAGACUCUGGACACCCUGACACGGUUAAGCGUGUCGAGAGUUUGAACGGAAGCCCAGUGUUCAUUAAGGCCCUGGCCGAUAUUGCCAAAGCCCAUCUCAACAGUGGAAUUGCUUGCUCACCACAGAUGGAGCUUCGGUGCCCCGGCUGCAAGAGUGAGCGUUGUGCCGAGUCAAAGAAGUUUUUUGCGGGUCAACAAACGAAGCUCUUUGGAGCUCAAGAGAAGAUUCUGGCGCAUUAA